AGUGUGGUACUCGGCUAAUUCGUCUGCCCGCAGCCAGCCGAGCUGCUGUAUGACGUCAGAGAUGUGGUCGCUGCGUCUACGGCCACUGACGACUCUGGCACAGAAAUUGAGAAUUUUCUGGACACGAGCCAUCUGGGUCACACCGCACGACCCAUACACGCUUAUACAAUACCGCACGAUCGAUAUGACUAGGGCUUGAACAACUACCUUACGUGUGUUUGCUGGCAUCACGUGGCGGGCAUGACUGAGAGCGAUUAAAAUUCCUGUGCAUUUUGAUGCCAUGGCGGUGAUGUGAGCUUGAUAGUUCAGAUGGCGGUCGAGAUAAAGUCCGAGGUUCUUCACCGUCCCUGCAUCGACUACAGUUGAACCACAAAAGUUGACAGUGACGGGCGGGAGUCCACGCAACAUAGCUGGUGUGCCCAACACCAGCAUCUGUGUUUUGGCGGCGUUAACUUUCAUGCCAUUGUGGCAAAACCAUCGGUAGGCGGCGUCGAGUGCGGCCUCAGUGCGUGAAAUGAUACAAUCCAAAUCCCGUUUCUUUCCAGUGACCAAAAUUUGAGUGUCAUCUGCAAACUGUACUAUGGUGACUCCGUCGGGCAUGUGCAGACUGAGAUCGUUAGCAAAAAGCAUGUACAAGGCACAACUGAGACUACCUCCCUGGAAAACACCAAUGGUGUUUUCUCUCGGUCGGGAGGUGAUACUGGAGCCGUCAGCGGCGCGGACUCUGACCUGUUGCACAUGCCCAGCCAAAUAGUUAGCGAACCAGUCGGUGUCGAUACCGUAUAGGCUAAGUUUUUGCAGGAGUUUUUGGUGAGACACGACAUCAAAACAUUUUGAAAGAUCCAGUAAGACCAAAAUUGAAAUUUCACCGUUGUCCAUGGACUGAAGAAUGCGGUCAGUAAUGACGUUGAGGGCCGUCUCUGUGGAGUACAGUCUCCUGUACCCGUGUUGUUCGGCUGCCAGCAGAGAAUGCUCGGAUAGGUAGUCGAUCAGCUGGGUUUGAACUAUGCGCUCAACUAUUUUCAUUAUGCCUGGUAAAAUGGAAAUAGGGCGCGUGUCUGCUGGCGUGUUCCCUGCUUUGCCUUUCGGUAUUGGUGUCACUAUCGCGUGCUUCCAUCCAGGUGGAAUGAGAUAGUCGGUAGAUAUACAACACCCGAAACGCAGGGCUGAUAACACAGCCACGGGCCCGAACAGAGACGGGGAGACGUCGACUAUGUAUUAGAGGAGUCGCGAUGUUAAACGGUACCGAGUUGAGCCCGUAUAUACCAGCGUUUCGCGCCAAUGUGAAGCGUGUGAUCAUGUCGAGACGCCGAGUAGCUGUCUGAACCUGUUCCAGUCGCACGCUUGUUUGUGUUUGCCAGUGAUAUCUAUGCCUACUCGUACUGUCUAUAUGUUCCCCGUUUUAUCUGGUUUUACGUGUCUGGUGAAAAGCCACUUUUAUUGUGGAUCCUAGAUGAAUACACAUCUGUAUCUGUAUCUGUAUCUGACUACGGAGGAGAUGUUUAGCUGCCUCUCGGGGGGAGAGUCGUACACAAAACUGGACUUAGCAAACGCAUAUAAACAGCUACGCGUCUCGGAAAAAAAAUCAGGAACUGCUUACGGUCAAUACGCCACGAGGGCUGAUGCGUCACCGGAGGCUGCCAUUUGGCCUGAAUAUUGCUCCCAAUAUUUGGCAAAGAACGAUGGAUAGCAUUUUGCAAGGUCUGAAGAGUGUCGCGUGCUAUCUUGAUGAUAUUUUGGUGACCGGAUCCUCUCGCCAGGAGCACGUGGACAACCUCGAACAACUGCUCAGUCGCCUUCAGCAGUACGGUGUGCGGCUGCGCCGCGAGAAGUGCCGCUUCUUCCAGAGGUCUGUGGAGUUUUUGGGAUACACUCACCACCGAGGGAGUGCGACCGAGCGAAAAGAAGCCCAGGUGGCGUCUGCCACCGCCAAGGAUCCGGUGCUCAGCGUGGUGCUCGGCUGGGCUCGAACCGGCGCCUGGCCCGGGCACGCGAACGACAGCCGGUUGAAGCCGUACCUGCAGCGGAGAGAGCAGCUCACCGUAAUCGACGGCUGCGUACAGCUCGAGCUACCUGGCAGCGCGAGAUAUUCAUCACCGUCUGACACCGCCGUACCACCCAGCGUCAAACGGGCAGGCGGAGUCUCUGGUCAACCUGUCUUGGUUCGAGAUCUGCGGCCAGCAGCGACCGAGAAAUGGCAGCGCGCUGUCGUCGUCGCCAUUGGAGGCCCACUGACGUACAGCGUGCGGCUGCCGGACAGUCGCAUACGUCUCGCCCACGUGGAUCAUCUGCUGGCCGACGGCUCUGCUUCUGUGACGGCUGAGCGUGGGCCCCUCGAUGCGCGGGUGACGGUGCCGCCUCCGACGGAGCCGGGAAAGCUUCGCGGUCCAGCAGUGCCAUGUGUGAUGGACGCUAGGGGGCGUUUUCCGUAUAUCAGUGAUUAUAAUAAGCGAGCAACAUGCGAGGGCAAUCGUGGCGCGCGUGCAUCAGAGCCGGUAGAAGCGGCGCCGGCCUUGCGGCGCUCUGCUCGGCUGGCUAAAAAAAAACUUGUUAAAGGGCGAGGAGUGCUGUGAGCGCCGUCUAUUUGCUGCAUGUGCUGGUCGUGUGACCGCUCGUGUGACCGCUCGUGUGACCGCCCGAUUCGUGCGGCUGGGCCGCCGCUCGGCGCAGCUGACCGACCGACUGCCUGGGGGCGGGGUCGAAGGUCGGGGAGCUGCGCGGUCGAGACGAACCGCCGCUGACCGACUGAUGGUCACUCUCUGACCGGCCGUGAUCCAAUACAGUCCGUCUGAUGAA
Amphibalanus amphitrite is the source of this 2796-nucleotide messenger RNA. RefSeq lists its product as uncharacterized. NCBI's taxonomy places the organism in Eukaryota, Metazoa, Arthropoda, Thecostraca, Balanomorpha, Balanidae. Bases 1623 to 2573 code for a protein of 316 amino acids. The record is from RefSeq and is a predicted model, not a curated record. The transcript is spliced from 5 exons.